CCGUGUUAAUCUACCUGCAAUGGUAUAAUGUGAACCCCUCUCCGGGAGGCGAAUCCGAAAAUUCCAACAUGCUCAACCUCAAACUAGAAACCAGCGCGGAUUCUACUGACUCUAAAUCCCAUACAAAAAGGCCACGCAGCCGCUCAAUGUUCGUCCGAUGACUUGACUGGUUUCUUGUCCGCCCACCGUCACCACACCAAAAGAAAGAAACACCGUCAAUCGAGACUCUGCAAAAUGAAGUCUUUCUUUGCCCUCGGCGCCCUCGUCACCGCCGUCGCCGCGCAGGCUCCUGCGUGGGCGCAAUGCGGUGGGACCGGCCACACCGGCCCGACCACUUGCGUUUCGGGGCAUUCGUGUGUUGUGGUGAACGAAUGGUACAGUCAAUGUCAGCCUGGAGCGUCCAACCCUCCCGGUAAUGGCGGCGGCAGUGGUGGUGGUGGUGGCGGCAACGGCAAGUUCACCUUCUUUGGCACCAACGAGGCCGGAGCUGAGUUCGGCAGCGACACUCUCCCCGGUACCUGGGGCAAGGAGUACACGUUCCCAGAGACGUCUACCAUUGAUACCUUGAUGAGCCAAGGCUACAACACCUUCCGUGUCUGCAUGGCAAUGGAGCGUCUGGCAGACAAGGGGCUGACGGGAGCCUUUAACCAAGCCUACCUCCGCAACCUGACGACAGUAGUCAACCACAUCACAAACAAGGGCGGCUGGGCGGUCAUCGACCCGCACAACUACGGCCGGUUCAACAAGAACAUCAUCACCGACACCUCUGCCUUCAAGACCUUUUUCGUCAACCUUGCCACGUCCUUCAAGAGCAACAACAAGGUGGUCUUUGACACCAACAACGAGUACAACACCAUGGACCAGGACCUCGUGCUCCGGCUGAACCAGGCCAGCAUCGACGGUAUCCGGGCCGCCGGUGCGACGUCGCAGUACAUCUUCGUCGAGGGCAACGCGUGGUCGGGAGCCUGGUCCUGGAACACGACCAACGACAACAUGAAGGCCCUCACGGACCCGCAGAACAAGCUCGUCUACGAGAUGCACCAGUACCUCGACUCGGACUCGUCGGGAACCUCGCCAGACUGCGUCAGUGCAAACAUUGGCGUCCAGCGCAUCGUGGGCGCGACCGAGUGGCUCAGGGCGAACAAGAAGGUCGGCAUGAUUGGUGAGUUUGCAGGCGGUCCCAACGAUCAGUGCAAAGCCGCCGUCAAGGGCAUGCUGGACCACAUGAAGCAGAACAGCGACGUGUGGAUGGGUGCUCUGUGGUGGGCUGCUGGGCCUUGGUGGGGUGACUACAUGUAUGGGUUCGAGCCGCCUUCUUCGACGGCGUAUGUCUACUACAACAGUUUGUUGAAGACAUAUCUGUGAGGGGCGUUGGAUGAUCAGGUAUGUGAGUGGUUGGUGAGAGUGUAAAGUAAAUGUUUUUAUCGACACUUUGAGGCCAAAAACAAAGGUUAUUCAC
Messenger RNA from Pyricularia grisea, 1459 nucleotides. RefSeq lists its product as uncharacterized. Gene Ontology annotation, biological process: glucan catabolic process. Bases 235 to 1365 code for a protein of 376 amino acids. The record is from RefSeq and is a predicted model, not a curated record. Gene Ontology annotation, cellular component: extracellular region. Gene Ontology annotation, molecular function: hydrolase activity, hydrolyzing O-glycosyl compounds; cellulose binding. The transcript has 2 exons. Lineage: Eukaryota; Fungi; Ascomycota; Sordariomycetes; Magnaporthales; Pyriculariaceae.